GACAAUGACAGACAGAUCUGUCAUGGUUGACCGUCAUAAAUCAAUCAGUGCAGUGAUGGAAUGGAAGUAGAAUGAUUUUGGAAACAUUUAUUUAGCUAAGAUUUAGGUCCUAGGUAUUGGAGUUCCAAUUUUUGAGAGAUAUGUUACUCGUUAUGUAAAAUAACUAAUAAAUAUUUAGGUGGUUCUCUUUUCAAUACAUCUAACAUAAGAAUUUAUGAUACCUAGUUAGUAAUUUAGGUGUUUGGAUAAGGCAAUAUAAAUUCAAUAUUUUUCGUUCUGUCUACUAAAAUAUAAGGAUUUUGUGAAUUAAAAUGGCAUUUUAUUCUUGUAACCGGUAUAGGAUAGUUGUUUUAGUGCUAGUAGCACUUAUUUUGUGGCAGUUUUUCCGCUUAUUACCACAGAAGGCUACUGAUAUAAUUGAGACUGAUAUAGAAAAGCUAGAAGAUGACAAGUAUAAUAAACAUAAACAAGAUAAGGUGAAAGUAAGAGUUUACUAUGAGGCACUGUGUCCAGACUCUAAGCACUUCUUUGUUCGGCACCUAAGACCUGUGACUGAGAAACUAUCUGAAUUCUUGGAAAUUGCUUUAGUUCCCUAUGGCAAAGCUACAACCAGAGAAGAAAAGGGUCAUUACAUCUUCCAAUGUCAACAUGGGGAGGAGGAAUGUUAUGCAAACAAAAUUCACGCCUGUGUAAUUGAGGCAGUGAACAUGACUACAGGUGUUCAGGUCACCGAGUGUAUGAUAUUUGACAAUUUGGAUGCUGAUGCGGCACUUGACAGGUGUGCAAGCCAGUUUAAAAUUGACCCAGAUCCUAUCAGUGAUUGUGCUACUGGUGAACGUGGAGCAGCAUUAUUGAAGAAACAUGGUGAUGACACCCACACCAUUAAUCCUACAUUUAUACCAACUAUUACAUUAAAUGGAUCAAAAGAUAAUCAAGCGGCCAUACUUAAGAACUUUCUGCUGGAAGUAUGUAAAUUAAUUGACAUGCCUUUACCUCCCCCUUGCUUGUGACAAAUUAUUAAUGGGGAAUCAAAUAAGCAUUCAUAUAUUUUGUGAAAAGGUAAUAUUACUUGGACAAUCACAUACCGUAGUUCUAAAGUCACAAUGACACAAUUACUUAGCUCAAAUUAUAUACAUACAUAUGUACAUAUGAUCAUGUCUAUAUCCCCUUGGAGUAGACAGAGGCAACAGUCUUGAAAAGUCUGAAUGCCCAUGUUCAGCUAUUUGGCUUAAUGAUAGAAUUAAUAUUCAAAUAGUUACAGCCCAUCGCCUAAAAAAGAAUCCUAAGUUUGUAAGCCUAUCCCUUAGUCGCCUUUUACGGCAUCCAUGGGAAAGAGAUGGAGUGGUCCUAUCCUUUUUUGUAUUGGUGCUGGGAACCACAGGGCAAUCAAAUUAUAUUUUAAGUUUAAAUGUCCCUUUCUUUUAGCAAUUUUUUUUCAAUAUUUAUUUGAGUCAUACUUGCUCAAAGCAAUAUAUUCUCAGCAAAUCAUAUGAUAAAAUAUGUGUAUAAAAUUUUAUAGUCACGAAAUUUAGGUCACAAGAUUUCUUUUGAAGAGGCUUCGUUGAAUAUUAUUAAGAUGUGUUAUAUUCGCGGUAAGUCAGUUAUGGAAUCCUGGGUUAAUUCCCUAGGAAUUCACGCGUUUAAAAAGUUCAUAAACAAUAAAAAAAUACAACAUAUUCAUACAAAAAAAGCAAUUGAUAACAAGUCUAAAUCAGAAUUUUAUAUGUUUUUAUUGAAGUCAAUGAAAAAAACUUAUUAAAAAAGACUUAAAAAAGAACAUUUUUGUUGGUUGUGUAUAUUUUUUUUAUAUGUAUAUUUAGAACAAAAUUAAGUAAGUAUUAUAUAAACAGUAUUAUGUACAAAUUCACUUUGUUCAAAGAUUAAGUGGUUACUUUUAUCACAUAAGUCACAUAAAAUUAAAAUUAAUGUAAUAUUAUUAGGUAAAAUUUAAGUAUUAAGCUAUGGAGCGCACAAUCAAGCACUUUGUAUUAAAGUGUAUUUUGCAGGCAAUAUUAAUACAAAUUCCGAUAAAAUCGAUCACGUUUGAUUAUACCAAUGAAUAGAUCACGCACCGUUUUUAUUGAUAACUAUAAUAUUAAAGGGGUUCAUUUUAAAACAUAGUUCUCGAUUGAUAACUAAAGACUGUUAAUAAUAUCUACAAUAUUAGUGCUGAAUAUCUAAUUGUGUAAUUAAAGUACUAACUUAUAAUAAAAAGUAAUACUAAUAAUUUG
Molecule: messenger RNA, 2231 nt
Organism: Amyelois transitella
Lineage: Eukaryota; Metazoa; Arthropoda; Insecta; Lepidoptera; Pyralidae
Product: gamma-interferon-inducible lysosomal thiol reductase
Exons: 4
Coding region: 312-1010 (232 amino acids)
Molecular function (GO): oxidoreductase activity, acting on a sulfur group of donors, disulfide as acceptor
Source: RefSeq, a predicted model, not a curated record